Messenger RNA from Trypanosoma theileri, 441 nucleotides. RefSeq lists its product as uncharacterized. NCBI's taxonomy places the organism in Eukaryota, Euglenozoa, Kinetoplastea, Trypanosomatida, Trypanosomatidae. The record is from RefSeq and is a predicted model, not a curated record. The annotation marks the transcript as partial. The transcript has a single exon.
ACACCGUCUCUGGACACACAAAAUCAAAAAGAAAACGAGAAGAAUGCGGACAAUCAGAGUGUAUCAAGUGGAACUACAACUACGAAUAAUGAUCUACCAACAGAAUCUUCUUCAUCAACAUCUACUGAAGCCAAUGGUACACCUUCACCACAAGCAACUGAGGGGAAUAAUGAAUCUGAUAAUAAAAACGCUCAGAGCGGUACUGCAGCUGAAGGGAAUGGGUCAACAAAUAAACCAGCUAAUGAGGAAUCAACUACCACCACCACCACAACAACAACAACAACACUUCCUCCUGAACUCACAAACAACAAGANUUUUCUUUUACUUUUGUGUGUGUGUGUGUGUGUUCUUUUUCUAAUAAUUCCAUUACUUGCUUUUUCCGUUCUGUGUUUGCAGAAAACUGGGCUGCUCUGCUCACUGACGGUAUACAUCUCUUGCUAG